Messenger RNA from Astyanax mexicanus (Mexican tetra), 574 nucleotides. RefSeq names its product C-C motif chemokine 3-like 1. Gene Ontology annotation, biological process: chemokine-mediated signaling pathway; cellular response to type II interferon; G protein-coupled receptor signaling pathway. The transcript has 3 exons. Gene Ontology annotation, molecular function: chemokine activity; CCR chemokine receptor binding. NCBI's taxonomy places the organism in Eukaryota, Metazoa, Chordata, Actinopteri, Characiformes, Acestrorhamphidae. Gene Ontology annotation, cellular component: extracellular region. The record is from RefSeq and is a predicted model, not a curated record. Bases 169 to 471 code for a protein of 100 amino acids.
CACGCAAAUACUUCGGCAUACAGGGGUCUCCCCUGAACUCCUGAUGGCCUAUAAAGACCAGCACAGUCUGCUGUGGAGAACACGGCAGCAGCUUCUCACUGAGUGCUCGUCUCACUACUGAAAUCAAUUAUCCAGUCAGAUCUAUCAUCUGAACAUCAUCUGAGAAACAUGGCAGCCCUGCGUUUCCUCCUCCUGUCCGCUGUGGUGGUGCUACUGAGCGCUGUCACAUUCACUGAAGGUAUGCGCUACAGUUCUGGACCUAAGGCCUGCUGCUUUGAGUUCACCUCCACACCUGUCAAACUGAACAUGGUGAAGAGCUUCUCCUUCACCAGCCAGCAGUGCUCCAAGGAGGCCAUACUGUUCGUAAUGAAGAGAGGUCGGCAGGUGUGCGCUAAGCCCUCUGACCCCUGGGUGCAGAAACACAUCCAGCUCCUGCAGAACAAGAUGAGUGGAUCUCAGCAGCCUUUGUAAAAAGGCUUGACCUGCAUGACCUUUCCUGUGACCUUCCUCCUCGUCUUCAUCAUCGAAGAGGCACAGGCUCAGUGAGGAGACGGCAGACCUCUGAGAUCCCUUU